CCCCCCUUCUUCACGCUUCAACUCUGUUCUUCCUCGUCGCGCCUCUCGAUUUCUCCUUCCUGCCCAAUCCCUCGACCUUCUCCUCAUUUUAUAUCAAAUUCCGUCUAGCGAUCCCUCUUCUUGCCCUCACGUCUCGUCAAAAUCGCAUCUUACGCCGGCCUCCGCCGCCCGAUCAGUGCCGCCUCUCCACUGCCUCUACGUGAUUCGUCGAUAUCAUGAGUAUUUACUCUCCUUGAUGAACCCACGAAACUAGGAUCUUGCAUGCAAUGGACUACCAGGAGGGCUGCUCGUAAGCUGGCACUGUGAGCGUGACCGAUGGAAGACGCAGGUGUGGCGGCGCUGGGGGCGUCGAAGGUGGUUAAGGUGAGGCGGGAGGUUCUGGCCGCGUGCAUGAAGUGUCCUAUCUGUCAAAAGCUCCUCAGGGACGCCACCACCAUCCCCGAGUGCCUCCAUACUUUUUGCAGGAAAUGUAUUACAGAGAAACUCAAUGAUGAGGAGAUAGAUUAUUGCCCUGUAUGUAAUAUUAGUUUGGGAGCUGUUCCAAUGGAGAAGCUCAGAGCUGACAACAAUUUACAAGACAUCAGGGAAACAAUUUUUCCUUCUAAAAGAAGAAAGGCUGAACUUCCUGAGAAAGCACCAACCACAGUGUCUCCAGUUAAAAUUAAAGAAAGAUCACUUUCUUCAUUGGUUGUCAAUACUCCUAAUGUAGCAACACAGAUGAGUUCAACAGGAAGGCAAAUUAAAGCAGUCACUAGAAGAACAGUCAUUGUUCAUGAUCGGAGUUCAUGGGCUGAUGAAUCUAGCAAUAAAGACAAUUAUUUCGAUAAGCAUGUUCAAAAGCCAAGCUCAAAUGUGAGAAUGAGCAACGAAACUGAUAGAUCGAGCAAAGUUUCUCAAAAUAGAAAACAGCCUCAUCCUAGCUUGGAGUCAUCCAACCACACACUUUAUGAGGGAAAAGACAGAAGUGGUGGGUUUAAAGAAAAUGUUGAUAUCUGGAACUCCUUGAAUUGUCUGGUGGAAGCUGCAAACAGGACAGAAUCAUUUAGAUCUGUUCCCGAGAGCCCUGACGCUGAAACUGAAGGACUUAGUAAGAAGGAAAGGGUUAAAGUGCAUCCACACAAGUUUAAAGUUACUGAACAGACAGAUAAUAGUUCAAUGCCACAAGUAAUACCAAAAGAAAGUAGGUUGCAAAGAGUCAAGAGAAGAAGGAAAGAGCCUACUGCAUCUGCUCAAACAUCCUUUGAUUCUGGAAGUUCUCCAUGUGUUGGGAGGAAUCCAAUAUGGUUCUCCUUGGUUCCUUCUGUCGAACAGUUACAUAUCUUCUCUUGUGCAAGUCACAUUAUCUCCUAUUAUCAUGAAUGCUUAUUAUUUCUGAUACCUAUACCUGGUGUGAAUUGUUACAGGACCGAAGAUUCACAAUUUCAGCAGCUAUCUUCAAACUAUAUAAAGAUCAAGGAUGGUAGCAUGCCUGUGUCCUUCAUCCACAAAUACCUUGUAAAGAAGCUUAAUCUUGAGAAUGAAGCUGUGCUGGAAAUCACUUGCCUCGGAGAACCAGUGAGCCCCGCAAUGUCCAUGAACAAGCUUGUGGAACAAUGGCUAAGAGAGAGAUCUUUGCAAAGGCUUCAGGCGACAGUCGAAGCCUCAGCUAAGGAGUUUGUAAUGGUAUUAGCCUAUGGCCGUCGCAAGGUUUCAGAAAAUGAAUGAAUUGACAAUUGCAUCGCCAAUGAAAGCUCACAAUCGAAGAAUACAUUUCCAUGUCGAAACCUCGGGCACUCAAAGGGAGUCCAAGUUAGCACAUCUCAAUAUGUCAUCAUUUUCUCAAUUUUCUGCUUUCACAUUCAAUGUCGUCUCUAUGUAUGCAAUUUAAGGAUUAUGAGAUGUCUAUUUUGAUAAGAACACAAUAAUUUACACCAAAUAACUAAAAAGAAAAGCUUUUCAUUACAGGCCACAACUUAUUGUAAAUCUC
This is a messenger RNA of Zingiber officinale, 1966 nucleotides long. RefSeq names its product E3 ubiquitin protein ligase DRIP2-like. Bases 316 to 1704 code for a protein of 462 amino acids. Gene Ontology annotation, molecular function: ubiquitin-protein transferase activity. The transcript has 6 exons. The record is from RefSeq and is a predicted model, not a curated record. Lineage: Eukaryota; Viridiplantae; Streptophyta; Magnoliopsida; Zingiberales; Zingiberaceae.